AUAGUCACAAAAAUUGAGGGUGUAAGAUGCAAUUUUUCAAUACUAGAAGAACUUCCGGACAAUUAACCCCUUCGUAAAUUUAUGCAUAUUCAACUCUAGUACUAAUAGUUACCAUUUUCCUUGAACUAUAUCCAUCAAGUUGUUAUCAGCUAGCUUGACAUAAUCCAUAAUCGAGAUAUUGGGUGCUUUGGAAAGAAGUUUUAGCUGCAAUGGCUGAAAAAGAGCAAGAAAAGCCUCUGGCUCCGGCAUCCCAGCACAGGGUUCUCGACAUAGAGUUGGAAAAAGAUGAUGAUCAUCGGGUCUGGUCCACAGAGGAGAUGAAGAAGAAGAAGAAGAAGAAAAACAGAGAAAAUAUCAAUAGCAAGUGCAUCAAAUGGUGUGGAUGCAUUACUGCCCUUCUAUUGAUCUUAGCAGUCGUCGCAUUGGUGCUCAAAUUCACAGUGCUUCAUAUCAAAGAUCCGGUUUUGAAGGUGAAUUCAGUCACGAUCCAAGGACUCAAAGUUGGAGGAGCUUUGGGUUCAAAUCCUCUUCUUCCAGGGACGAACUUAACACUCAUCUCAGAUGUUUCAGUGAAAAAUCCCAAUUUCGCAUCUUUCAAAUUCGACAAUACCACCACAAGUGUCUACUACGGUGGGAAAAUCGUCGGGGAAGCACUGACUCCGGCCGGAAUUGCCAAGGCUAGAAAGACGGUACGAUUGAAUGUAACGGUUGAUGUUUUGGUGGAUCAAAUAUGGACCGUGCCACGGUUGGGGAGUGAUUUGUUGGCCGGCGUUUUGCCGGUGAGUAGCUACACGAAAAUUAGUGGGAAAGUGAAGAUUUUGAAGAUUGUUAAGAAGGGUGUGGUUGUAAGGAUGAAUUGCACGAUGAACAUUGAUAUAAGGAGCCAAUCAAUUACAGAUCAGAACUGUAAGAGACAUGUUUCUUUCUAGUUAUAAUUUAGCUUGUGAAUUUGUAUUUGUAUACUUAUUAAAGAGGUUACAUUCAAUUGAUUGUUUGUUUUUUGGAUUAAGAGUUUUGCGCAACUUUCUGUACUUCAUGUUCUUUGAUUUAGAUUUGCG
Messenger RNA from Oldenlandia corymbosa var. corymbosa, 1058 nucleotides. Lineage: Eukaryota; Viridiplantae; Streptophyta; Magnoliopsida; Gentianales; Rubiaceae. The record is from the annotation of a GenBank genome assembly.